AUGGAGCUCCCAGACGCUUCCCCGGGAGGCCAGGCUGGGUCCCCGGGCUCCGUCCUCCACGCCCCUCCUCCUCCCGGGACGGCCACAGCACCCAGCAGGGCCCUCGAGUGGCUCCAGGCCGCGGUCGCCAACGGGGCUGUUCCUACCGAUCCUGGAUCGAGCGGCCGCCUGAGGCUGGCUGUGCUGCCUGAGGACCGGCUACAGAUGAAGUGGAGGGAGUCGGAUGGGAGCAGCCUUGGCUACCUGGUCCAGGUGAAGCCCAUGGCAGGGGACGCGGAACAGGAGGUGAUGCUGACCACCAAGACCCCCAAGGCCACGGUGGGGGGCCUGAGCCCCUCCAAGGGCUACACCGUGCAGAUCUUCGAGCUCACCGGCUCAGGGAACGCCCUGCUGGCGCAGAGGGAGUUUGUGAUCGAGGAUUUGAAGAGUCACUCUGGGAGCAGGAGCGACCAGAAGCCCCUGGGGGCCGCCCCGGAGCCCACGCCCCCCGACGUGGGGUGCCCGGACCCUGAGCCCCUGGGCACCUCGUCCCCAAGCCAAGACCCGCCCACCCUCGCUGGUUCAGACUGGGGCAAGGCCGGACCCCAGUUCCGCUGCACACCCCCCAGCCCCGUGGACAUGAUCUUCCUGGUGGACGGGUCCUGGAGCAUCGGCCACAGUCACUUCCAGCAGGUCAAAGAUUUCCUGGCCAGCGUCAUCGAGCCCUUUGAAAUCGGGCCAAGUAAAGUCCAAGUCGGCUUGACUCAGUACAGCGGAGACCCCCAGACCGAGUGGGACCUCAACGCCCUCCGCACCAAGGAGGACGUGCUGGCAGCUGUCCGCCGUCUGCGCUACAAAGGGGGAAACACGUUCACCGGCCUGGCGCUGACGCACGUGCUCGAGCACAACCUGCGGCCCGCAGCGGGGCCCCGGCCUGAGGCCACCAAGGUGCUGAUCCUGGUGACAGACGGCAAAUCCCAGGACGAUGCCCGCGCCGCUGGCCGCAUCCUCAAGGACCUGGGUGUUGCCAUCUUUGCUGUGGGUGUGAAGAACGCGGACGAGGCUGAGCUGCAGCUCCUGGCGUCCCAGCCACUGGACAUCACCGUCCACAACGUGCAGGACUUCCCGCAGCUCGGCACCUUGGCCGGCUUGCUCGGCCGCCUCAUCUGCCAGAAGGUCCAGGGCGGGAGCAGGGACCCGGCCCGGCCGGCAGCAGCCACCCCCGCCCUGGACACCCUCUUCACUCCCAGCAGCCUGCUGUUGACCCAGGUGACCUCCUCCAGCGCCCACCUGUCCUGGACUCCAGCCGCCCAGCUGCCCCUCAAGUAUCUGAUCGUGUGGCGGCCCUCGAGGGGUGGCCCGCCCCGGGAGGUGGUGGUGGACGGGCCCACCUUGUCCGCGGAGCUGCACAACCUGGCCGCCGGCACGGAGUACUCGGUGUCUGUGAUCCCCGUCGGCAAGGCCGGGGUCGGCGAGGGCCUGCGGGGCCUGGUGACCACAGCGCCUCUGCCCCCGCCCCAGGCGCUGACCGUGGCUGCGGUGACACCCAGAACCAUCCGCCUCACCUGGCGGCCCUCGGCCGGGGCCACACAGUACCUGGUGCGAUGCCUGCCAGCCUCCCCUGCGGGCCAGGAGGAGGGCAGAGAGGUGCGGGUGGGGCAGCCCGAGGUGCUGCUGGACGGCCUGGAGCCUGGCAGGGACUACGAUGUCCGGGUGCAGAGCUUGCAGGGCACAGAGGCCAGCGAGGCCCGGGGCGUCCGCGCCAGGACCUCCACCCUGGCGCCCCCCAGACACCUGGGCUUCUCGGAUGUGAGUCACGACUCCGCACGCGUGUUCUGGGACGGCCUCCCGAGGCCCGUCCGCCUGUUCAGGGUCAGCUUUUUCUCCAGCGACGGCAGCCACUCGGGGCAGGUGGAGGUUCCCGGGAAUGCCACCUCGGCCUCUCUGGGCCCUCUGUCCUCCUCCACCACGUAUGCUGUCCGUGUCACCUGCCUCUACCCUGGGGGCGGCUCCUCCACGUUGACCGGCCACCUGACCACACGGAAGGUCCCUAGCCCCAGCCAGCUCGUGGUGACCAGGCUCCCCGGGGACGAGGCUCGGCUGCAGUGGGCGGCAGCUUCCGGAGUGCUCGUCUAUCAGAUCAAGUGGACACCCCUGGGAGACGGGAAGGCCCACGAGGUCUCUGUCCCCGGGAGCCGGGCCAUGGCAGUCCUACCUGGCCUGCGAAGCCACCUGGAGUACGACAUCACCAUCCUGGCCUACUACAGGGACGGGGCCCGCAGCGACCCGGUGUCCCUGCGCUACAGCCCCCCGCGCCGCAGCCCGCCGUCUGACCUGACCCUGGCUUCCGAGUCGCCCAACAGCCUGCGAGUCAGCUGGACGCCCCCGAGCGGCCCCGUCCUCCACUACCGGCUCACCUAUGCGCUGGCCUCGGGCUCGGGACCCGAGAAGUCGAUCUCUGUCCCAGGACCCAGGAGCCACGUGACACUGCCCGACCUGCUGGCAGCCACCAAAUACAGGGUCCUGGUCUCGGCCGUCUACGGAGCAGGGGAGAGUCCGACAGUGUCUGCCACAGGCCGGACCGCAGCCUGCCCUGCGCUCAGCCCUGACAGCCCCCUCCCAGGCUUCGACCUCAUGAGGGCCUUCGGGCUGGUGGAGAAGGAGUACGCCUCCGUCCGCGGCGUCGCCAUGGAGCCCUCGGCUUUCGGCCGCGCCAGGACCUUCACCAUCCUCAGGGACGCCCAGCUGAGCCGCCGGGCCAGUGCCCCCCACCUGGCUGCGCCCCCGCCCGAGCACACGGUGGUCUUCCUCCUGCGUGUGCUGCCCGAGACCCCCCGGGAGACCUUUGCGCUGUGGCAGAUGACGGCCGACGACUUCCAGCCCGUCCUGGGCGUCCUGCUGGACGCGGGCAGGAGGUCUCUGACCUACUUCCACCACGACCGCACGGCCGCCUUGCAAGAGGUCACCUUUGACCUGCCCGAAGUGAAGAGGAUAUUCUUCGGAAGCUUCCACAAGGUGCACGUGGCCGUGGGCCGCUCCAAGGUCGGGCUGUACGUGGACUGCAGGAAGGUGGCCGAGAGGCCCAUCGGGGAGGCGGGCAGCCCGCCUGCCGCCGGCUUCAUGAUGCUGGGGAGGCUGGCCAAGGCGCGCGGGCCCCGGAGCAGCUCCGCAUCAUUCCAGCUCCAGAUGCUGCAGAUCGUGUGCAAUGACUCCUGGGCAGACGAAGACGUGUGCUGCGAGCUCCCUGCGUCGAAGGACGGAGAGACCUGCCCGGCCUUCGCGUCUGCCUGCACCUGCGCCUCGCAGACCCCCGCGCUCCCGGGGCCCCAAGGACCUCCGGGCCUCCCUGGAAGGAACGGAGCCCCAGGAGAGCGGGGCUUCCCGGGGCCCAGGGGAGAGCCUGGGCCACCCGGACAGAUGGGACCAGAGGGUCCUGGAGGUCAGCAGGGCUCGCCAGGGACCCAGGGCCGGACUGUGCAGGGACCUGUGGGCCCGCCGGGGGUCAAAGGAGAGAAGGGGGACCAUGGGCUCCCGGGCCUGCAGGGCCACCCCGGUCACCAGGGCGCCCCCGGGAAGGUCGGCCUCCAGGGACCAAAGGGAAUGAGAGGCCUGGAGGGGAGCGCUGGCCUGCCUGGACCCCCCGGCCCGAGGGGCUUCCAGGGCAUGGCGGGAGCCAGGGGCACCGCAGGGGAGAGAGGCCCCCCGGGGGCCGUGGGGCCCACGGGGCUGCCGGGACCCAAAGGGGAGCGAGGAGAGAAGGGCGAGCCACAGUCCCUGGCCACCAUCUCCCAGCUGCUGAGCCGGGUCUGCGAGUCUGCCAUCCAGACUCACGUGCUGAAGCUCCACUCCUUCCUCCACGAGAGCGCCAGGCCCCCCCGGCCCAUCUUGGAGGCGCCCAAGCUCCCUGGACGAGGAGGACAGGACAGUCCCCGCCCCGAGGACAGAGGCGAGCCCAGAACCCUCGGUCCCAUGGGCAGCCCUCGGCCGAAAGGGAGCGAGCCUCCAAGACCCCUGACAGGAACGGGACGGCCCCCGUGCUCCCCACAGUGAGCCUGCACCCCUCCCCAGCCUCCAGCACCAAGACGUCCCGGGACGACCUGGAGCGAAAGGAGGGCGGUGGGGAGCCCUUCCUCUGUACGCUUUCCGCACUCAGAUAAACCGCCGCAUG
This is a messenger RNA of Canis lupus familiaris (dog), 4147 nucleotides long. RefSeq names its product collagen type XX alpha 1 chain (gene COL20A1). NCBI's taxonomy places the organism in Eukaryota, Metazoa, Chordata, Mammalia, Carnivora, Canidae. The transcript is spliced from 36 exons. Gene Ontology annotation, molecular function: protein binding. Bases 1 to 4029 code for a protein of 1342 amino acids. The record is from RefSeq and is a predicted model, not a curated record.